Molecule: messenger RNA, 1334 nt
Organism: Ruditapes philippinarum (Manila clam)
Lineage: Eukaryota; Metazoa; Mollusca; Bivalvia; Venerida; Veneridae
Product: sushi, von Willebrand factor type A, EGF and pentraxin domain-containing protein 1-like
Exons: 9
Coding region: 117-1334 (405 amino acids)
Source: RefSeq, a predicted model, not a curated record
UGGACAACAUAGGUGCGCAGAAGCUACUUAGUGAGAGAGCCAACACUUUGAGGUCAAUAGAAAAAUUGAUAGUGUAUAUAAAACUUGGGAAUGAUGAGGUUUGUGCUGGUGUACAAAUGUCUGACGCUUGGAUUCUCACCCUUGCUGACUGUGUCGAUACUAAAAUCAAGCUCGGAAAGUAUAGUAUCAAAAUUCAAGAUGGUUCAAAACAGGUCAUUGCUGAAGACAGGGACUCCGUUGGCGAAGAAUUCGUUUUUCUUCGGAUUAAGACAACUAAGGAAACAAAAACUAAAUUUGCAAAACUUUCUAACUUAAGAUUGCCCUCACCCGACUACGAUUAUCAGCUCUACAGUAAGGAUGAGUCCGAUAAAGUUACUGCAAAUGAUGUUAUUUUUGUCAGAGGCAAUCAAUGUGUGGAGAAAGGCAUUGAAGGCAAUUUUGGAGAGACACACAAAUGUUUUCAAGUCAACAUGAGCAAAACUACUAAAUGUUUCCCGGGAUACCCAAUAUUUGGAUCGAAGAAAAACAAAAUUAUGUUGCAAGGACUAACAGUUGCAUCAUCAGAUUCUUGCUUAUCAUCGCUUUAUUCAUAUGCGGUCAUAAAACCGCAAGUGAGAUGGAUAAACACGGUCAUUUUGGAUUGUGGCUCAGUCGAAAACAUUCAAAAUGGAAAGGUUUCUCUCGACAAAAAAUCAAAAACGUCCAUUGGAGCUACGGCGACUAUUGAAUGCGAUCCUGGUUAUGUAGCAAGUCAGCAGAAAAUUGUCUGCCUAAAAACCGGUGAAUGGCAAAAAUCCAUUUGCGCAAAAAAAGACUGUGGUCCUGUUAAAAACAUUGUACGUGGACGAAUCAUCCUUGACAAAACAAAAAUGUCGACAUAUGGAGCAACAGCGACAGUCGAAUGUAGCCCUGGUUAUAGAGCAAAUCAAGAGAAAAUAGUUUGUUUAGAUACCGGCAAAUGGGAAACAGCAAGAUGCAAACUCAAAGACUGUGGUCCUGUUAAAAAAAUUGAAAAUGGAAAGGUCACCCUUGACAAAACAAAAGCGUCGAAGGUGGGAGCAACAGCGACUUUGAAAUGUAGCCCUGGCUUUAGACCAAAUCAAGAGAAAAUAAGUUGUUUAGACAACGGGAAAUGGGAAAGAGCAAGAUGCAAAAUCAUAGACUGCGAGAUUCCUUCAAAGGUGGUCAAUGGUACUUUGCACUUUUCCACAACAACGUAUGGAUCAAACGCUUCUGUUGUUUGUGAAAGAGGAUAUAAUGGAAGCCACACAACAAUUAGUUGCCUUGACAAUGGUAGUUGGGAAAUACCAACAUGUGCAAUUAAAGGUAAAUAA